Molecule: messenger RNA, 1482 nt
Organism: Cladophialophora carrionii CBS 160.54
Lineage: Eukaryota; Fungi; Ascomycota; Eurotiomycetes; Chaetothyriales; Herpotrichiellaceae
Product: tryptophan-tRNA ligase
Exons: 5
Coding region: 1-1482 (493 amino acids)
Biological process (GO): mitochondrial tryptophanyl-tRNA aminoacylation
Cellular component (GO): mitochondrial matrix; mitochondrion
Molecular function (GO): ATP binding; tryptophan-tRNA ligase activity
Source: RefSeq, a predicted model, not a curated record
AUGCCACCCAGCCUCCGCCACGUGUUGACGAGGACGUGCAAGCCACACUGGGCUCAAUCUCGCCAUAGCAGCCGCAUCCAAGGACCGCGGAUUUUCAAGAGGCUGCCCUUGGACUUUUCCAAGCAGUCACAGUCGCCGGCUCGUACCCGCGUCGCUUCAGACGGGGAGGCCGAGGCCGAUGAUGAUUCGAUAUACACUCAGUGGGCGCGAGUCUCGCCGACUUCGACAAUAAGGAGAUCCUUUUCCGGCAUUCAGCCCACGGGGGUACCGCAUCUGGGGAACUAUCUUGGAGCCCUGCGGCAAUGGAAACAGCUUCAUGAUCAAGCGACCAACCCCAAGUUCUCCGUCGACCAUCACUACGAGCAAUACUUCUCGGUCGUCGACUUGCAUGCUUUGACCUCGGAUGUUCCAGGCUCGGAGCGCUCGCGUCUGAGGCAGGAGUCGUAUGCAUCUCUUCUGGCCAUCGGCUUGAACAAUAACACGAACACUACCCUGUUCUUCCAAUCCGAUGUCCCGCAACAUGCGUCGCUGAUGUGGAUCCUGAGCACUAUCGCAUCUACUGGCUAUUUGUCACGAAUGACUCAAUGGAAGAGCAAAUUGAACCUGCCCGAAAACGCCAAUCUCGACAGUGAUGAGGCCACGGCAAAGCUCAAACUCGGAUUAUUUUCCUACCCUGUGCUCCAAGCGGCCGAUAUCCUCCUCUACCAACCCUCUAUUGUUCCCGUUGGGGAAGAUCAACUCCAGCAUAUCGAGUUCACGCGGACGUUGGCUCGAGGCUUCAACGCCCAUGUCAACCAGAAGAUAUUCCGACUACCAUGGCCAGUAAUAUCCCCGGCCAAGAGGAUCAUGUCUCUAAAACGACCGGAGCACAAGAUGUCCAAAUCCGAUCCAGAUCCAAAGUCGCGGGUGCUGAUCACGGACAGUCCCGAGGAAAUACAUGCCAAAAUCAGGGGCGCCGUAACGGACUCGGAACCGGGCAUCUCUUUCGACCCUGAGCGGCGGCCUGGAGUCUCCAAUCUGGUGGAAAUACUCAAGCACGUCACCGAGUCACGAGAGCCUAGCGAGUUCAUCGCCAAAGACAACGCCGACCUCAGCAUGCGCGCUUUCAAGGAGUUGAUUGCCGACGAAAUCAUUGCAGCACUGAGGGGCGUCCGCGAGCGAUUUCUGGAACUCAUGGCCGACAAGAAUGAAUACCGACUGCGCGACGAGAUAGAAAACGGCGGCGCAAAAGCACGGCGGAAAGCGCGUCUGACCAUGGGAGACGUCUCGCAGGCGCUGGGCUUGACCAACUUGGUCCUGACCCCAGAGGAGGCGGCUCGCAUCCGGGAGCGGAGGCUGGAAAUCGAACGGAGAGAGCUUGGAGCGGGCUUGGAUUUGGAAUUCAACCCAUUUGAAAAUGAGGGCCAGGACAGCGAGGACGAGUUCGCCGACGAAGAGGCCGACGAAGAACGGGACAAGAAGAGUACGCGGCGUCCCGUAUAA